UUUGUUGAAUCAGCUUUAUCAGCGUUAAAAAAAAGGCCGCUACUUUAUACUAGUGGCAACAUUAAUCUCCGAAUUUGGGAUUUACUAUUUUACUCAUUGAUAAGUUGCGCAUCUCAUUGAAUAAAGUUAUCAUGUCAUUCAAUUCAGUCAUUCAUUUGGUUUUUAGAACUAAUCGCGGUUUGACGUCUCCCGACGUUAUAAGUUUGUUUGUUUACAUCUUUUAUUUUGUAAAGUAUAAAUAGCUGUUAAAAUUUAAUGCUUGUCAAUUUCAUGUGAAUAAAAUAAAUAUAACAGUAUUCUAUCUACCACGUGUGGCUGCUCAAACUGCAUAGCUAAGUAAACGGGGUGAUUAGUUGAAUACGAUACCUACGAUAGUCGAGAGUUCCAGGAAAUAUACAUAUAUAAAUUGUCGAAAUGGCUCCGCGGUGUGGGGUGUGUUUGGAGGACAACGUCGAAGCAGGCCAUGAGCAAUCGCAGAAGCAUUUGAAGAACUUACUCUUGGACCAACUUGGGAAAAUCAAUAAGAUUUACGCAGAGAACAGAAACGGAAUAGUGGUGUCCAGUACCGUGACCCCCGUAGCGUAUAACGCAGCACCGCUUCACGUCAACACGGAGCAAUCUGUUCUCAAAGUAUCUGUAAAACCGCGCGAAGGAGUCAACUUUACAUUUAAAAUAAAGAACGACAAUGCCGAGGGCGAUAUUAUCUUCCGAGGAAUCUCGAUUCCUAACAACAAGUUCAACUUCACUCUUCUCAGCGAAGACUUAAAUUUCGGUUCUGUAAGCUGCCGCAUACAUCCUAGGACAUUAAUGGAGGAAGAAGUAUGCGUUACUUUCGAGAACAGUGUCAAUGGCGUGUACAAGCAGCCUGUGUACUUCAUAUUCAUCCACGCGGAUACCGAGGAGUACACUGUGAUCCUAAAGGAGAUGCUGGUGUUCGUAGAGGCCGUGAAGAGAAAGCAUGAGAAGGUGGACAGUCCGUACACGCUGCAGCCGGUACUGGCUGAUAAACUGGAGAGGACCACUGCACACAAGAAGGGAGAAGAUGAUGUCUUCGUAAUACCAUCAAAAGCUUUGAAGAAAAUGUUCGCCCGAGACUUGAAAGUCGACAAUGAAGAUGUCACCGACGAGGAGAAAGCUCUAGCCGAAAAAGUCAAGGCUAUUUUCGAAGCUGGACCGGACGAAUUAAACUACAUACAGUUUUUCCAUAAUUUACUGUGGUAUGAGGAAACCGUUAUUGCGGCUAAUUUGAAGAAUUACAACAUGUCUGGGGUGAUGCUGAAACGCAGUCUUACAGGCAAAUCGUAUUCGUUGCUUGUACCUGGGCUGGCCGAGAAGCGACCGUCGCUAAUGCUAGGAGAUUUGGUCUACGUCAGACCUCACAACAAAACUGAAGUGAUGUAUGAAGCCAUCAUCACCGACAUUCUGGACAACUACGCGCAAUUCAGCAAGAUAUCUGAUAAGUUCCACAAGCUUUACAAAAGCGAUGAAAAGUUCGAUAUUCGUUUUUGUAUGUCACGCAUGCCUUUGGAGCGCAUGCAUGUGGCAGUAGACGAUAUGCUGCGCCAGCUUAUGCAAACCAAGACCUUCCCGAAGGGCAACGAGCGGGUACCUCCCAUCAAACGCAUCUCCAACUUCUACAACCCGCUGAUCGCGAACAACCCGGAGCAACAUGCUGUCGUGGAACACAUCGUAGCUGGGAGCAGUGGCACUGCUCCUUAUUUGCUGCACGGGCCGCCCGGCACCGGCAAGACGGUCACCAUAGUGGAGGCCAUACUGCAGCUGGCAAAGACCCGCACCAACCGCAUAUUGGUGUGCACCGACUCCAACAUGGCGGCCGACCACGUGGCCACGUUGCUCAUCCAGUACGCGGACAAGUUUCCGAAGGAAGAGUUCCUUCUUCGGGCCAACUCUGAGUUCAGAGUAUGGGAAACUAUGCCAGCGAUCCUGGGCCCCUACUCCAACGGCACGAGCCGCCAGUCUUGGACCAGGGUAACCAUCGCCAAGUUCAUGACCUAUAGCAUCGUGAUCACCACGCUCGUCCACGCCGCCAAGUUUGCCAAGGACCUAAAGCAGAAGAAGCACGAACGCGUGACCACGCACGUGUUCAUCGAUGAGGCCGCGCAGGCCAGCGAGCCGGCCAGCCUCAUCCCGCUCUGCGGGCUCCUGCAGCCUGGCGGGGCGCUGGUCCUAGCCGGGGACCCGCUGCAGCUGGGCCCCGUCGUUAUCUCCCGGGAGGCCAGCAAGCUGGGGCUCGGUGAGUGUUCUAACAGUCCCGAGCCGGCCAGCCUCAUCCCGCUCUGCGGGCUCCUGCAGCCUGGCGGGGCGCUGGUCCUAGCCGGGGACCCGCUGCAGCUGGGCCCCGUCGUUAUCUCCCGGGAGUCCGUGAUGUGCUCCACCCACCUGUUCAUCGAUGAGGCCGCGCAGGCCAGCGAGCCGGCCAGCCUCAUCCCGCUCUGCGGGCUCCUGCAGCCUGGCGGGGCGCUGGUCCUAGCCGGGGACCCGCUGCAGCUGGGCCCCGUCUCCGUGAUGUGCUCCACCCACCUGUUCAUCGAUGAGGCCGCGCAGGCCAGCGAGCCGGCCAGCCUCAUCCCGCUCUGCGGGCUCCUGCAGCCUGGCGGGGCGCUGGUCCUAGCCGGGGACCCGCUGCAGCUGGGCCCCGUCUCCGUGAUGUGCUCCACCCACCUGUUCAUCGAUGAGGCCGCGCAGGCCAGCGAGCCGGCCAGCCUCAUCCCGCUCUGCGGGCUCCUGCAGCCUGGCGGGGCGCUGGUCCUAGCCGGGGACCCGCUGCAGCUGGGCCCCGUCUCCGUGAUGUGCUCCACCCACCUGUUCAUCGAUGAGGCCGCGCAGGCCAGCGAGCCGGCCAGCCUCAUCCCGCUCUGCGGGCUCCUGCUGCCUGGCGGGGCGCUGGUCCUAGCCGGGGACCCGCUGCAGCUGGGCCCCGUCUCCGUGAUGUGCUCCACCCACCUGUUCAUCGAUGAGGCCGCGCAGGCCAGCGAGCCGGCCAGCCUCAUCCCGCUCUGCGGGCUCCUGCAGCCUGGCGGGGCGCUGGUCCUAGCCGGGGACCCGCUGCAGCUGGGCCCCGUCGUUAUCUCCCGGGAGGCCAGCAAGCUGGGGCUCGGUAUCUCCCUGAUGGAACGCCUGAAGAGAGACUGCGCCCUCUACAGCGACGAUCGACGAGAUCCGAACUACAUCAUGAUGCUCAAAAAGAACUUCCGAUCGCACCGCGACAUCCUCAGCAUCCCUGACGAGCUGUUCUAUCACGGACAACUGGAGGCUAUGGCGCCAGUGGACUACAUCAGCAGCGUAGACAUCCUGGGAGAGAGGACAUCCAGCAGGGCCAUCGUGUUCUACGGGGUACCCUCACAAGAGCAGAGGAUCGGGAAGUCACCGAGCUUCUACAACGACUCGGAGCUAGAAGUGGUACAGAGGCAUAUAACAGCGCUGCUGGAGGUGCACCGCGUGGCUGAGGCGGAUAUAGGCGUGGUCACGCCCUAUAUUAGACAGGUGUACAAAAUAAAGCAGUGGCUGAAAGCGCUUGAGCUGAACAUCGAAGUGGGCACCGUGGAAGGUUUUCAAGGCAAGGAGAAGCGCAUCAUCCUCGUGUCCACCGUGCGGGCCAAGUGCGAGCUGCUGGCACACGAUGCCAAGUUCCGCCUGGGCUUCCUUGUCGACGCCAAGCGCUUCAAUGUCGCUCUAACUCGCGCCAAAGCAAAACUGAUCGUCAUCGGCAACCCGUCCUGCCUCCAGAAGGACGCCAAAUGGCACCGCUACAUCACCAGGUGCCGCGAGCUCGGCACGUACUGCGGUUUCGACUUGCGGGAAACGGAAGCUGAUGAAACCGAGGCUAUAGACCAGAUCACGCAGAUUCUGCGGCUGACUAAGGCGCUGGAGAAUAUGAGGGUGUGAAUGCAGAACGUUUGUGACCGAACACACGAAAUGUCUCACUUUGACGCUUGCCAUAAUGACGAGAUUUGCUUGUAUCUUUAUACGAAUAACCUGUCAAGGCGUCUUUAUUGGCAAACGACAAUGUGGGACGUUUUAUAUUAUCUAGUGUCCAAGGCAGUUAUACCGUAAAGGUGCUUGGCACACUGGUUCCGAUUCGCACGUCGUUCCGAUGUGCGAGCGAGAUGUCACUAUAAUACGAGUAUAGCACUAUAAUACGGGUAUAGCGUUGUCUCGCUCGAACAUCGGAGUGACGUGCGAGUCGGAUCCAGUGUUAUAAGAGCCUAUAGUCCAGUACUACAUCGAUGGUCCACGUGCUCAAUAAGUAAUUAAAUAUCAAUACUAAUGUUAUUUUUGGUUUAGUCUGAUUUUUUUCUUUCAUUAUAAACAUAUUACACCAUGGAACUACAAAAUUGAAAUAAUAAUCACACCUGAACGAAGUUAUUAGAUUCUCUUAAUUAUGGCCUAGUGAUUGUACG
Molecule: messenger RNA, 4421 nt
Organism: Cydia pomonella (codling moth)
Lineage: Eukaryota; Metazoa; Arthropoda; Insecta; Lepidoptera; Tortricidae
Product: putative helicase mov-10-B.1
Exons: 26
Coding region: 415-3906 (1163 amino acids)
Molecular function (GO): helicase activity
Source: RefSeq, a predicted model, not a curated record